Exophiala aquamarina CBS 119918 is the source of this 1101-nucleotide messenger RNA. RefSeq lists its product as uncharacterized. Gene Ontology annotation, biological process: positive regulation of transcription by RNA polymerase II. The transcript has 4 exons. Gene Ontology annotation, molecular function: transcription cis-regulatory region binding; DNA-binding transcription factor activity. NCBI's taxonomy places the organism in Eukaryota, Fungi, Ascomycota, Eurotiomycetes, Chaetothyriales, Herpotrichiellaceae. The record is from RefSeq and is a predicted model, not a curated record. Gene Ontology annotation, cellular component: nucleus. Bases 1 to 1101 code for a protein of 366 amino acids.
AUGGCGGCGCAUGAUGAUCUUGAGGAUCUGGUCAGAUACUAUGCCCUUGAGAUCAGUGCUGCCUUCAACCUCGGCAACGGCCCAGUUGAAACGCCUUGCAGCCAUCAUAUUCUACCCAUGACCAGGGCUAUCCCCUCUAUGAGAUGUGUAGUAGCGGCAACAGCGGCAUGUCACCUCGCCAACCGGUUCGCAGACGACCGGUUGCAUAGACGAAGCCUCCACUUACGGCUCAAAGCAACGGAACUAUUGCGAGCAGAGCUUGAAAGCGGCCCAGACGGGCCAGAUCUGGCUCGUCUGCUUUGCAUGUUACUGCUCGCGCAGCUUGAUGUAUGCUCAGGAGACUGCGUCGAAUUCACAACACACCUCAAAGCCGCGCGUACAUUUAUAAGACUAUAUGACACUAAAGACACAGAGCGAAGUUUCAUUGAACAGCGCCUAGCGUGGCUUGACAUUAUGGAAGCGACCACAAACCCGAGAAUGCCACAUUUGGCCACCGAAGAUAUCAAGCGCAUACUGAACAAGUUCAGAACGCCGUCAGGAGAAAGAUUGUGGGGACUGGACGUGUUCCACUGCCCGAUUGAUCUCUUCGAACACCUCGCCGACGUUGUGGUACUAUAUGAAUCCCAACCUAAAUACCAAGAAACGUCUCAAAACACCGUCCGCAGAGCCACAGGUAUCGGCAAUGCUGUCAAGGACUGGGCUGCGUCUGCCGACUCUGAAUACCGCCGUCACCUGAACGAGGUAUGGAGGAUCGGCAUUUUACUGUACUUGGUUCGAAUUUUCCGACUGCCCGAUGAUAUUUUCGAUACGGCAAGCCUGAGCGAUAGCAUCUUUCUUCAUGCACGUUCUAUUCCUUCCAAAUCAAGCUGGAGGUAUUCGACAUCUUGGCCUUUGUUCCAGGCUGGCUUGUUGCUACUCCGCGAGGAUAGCCACACCAAGACCUGGCUACGAAAUGAACUGUAUGAGAACUUCAGUACCCUUGGCUGUUUCCACCAGAAGCUUGCCGUAGAUGCCUUAGAACAGGCAUGGCAGUCAGGCAAGGAUUCGUUCUUUGGUCCGCUUAACACCAACCUUGGCAUGCGCAAACUAAUAUUAUAUUGA